Molecule: messenger RNA, 1321 nt
Organism: Sipha flava (yellow sugarcane aphid)
Lineage: Eukaryota; Metazoa; Arthropoda; Insecta; Hemiptera; Aphididae
Product: piggyBac transposable element-derived protein 4-like
Exons: 1
Source: RefSeq, a predicted model, not a curated record
AAUCCAGAUUUAAUUGAAACAUUACAAAAUGGAACUCCAUUAGAUUUUUUUCAGUGUAUUGUUAGUAACGAUAUAAUUCAUAAAAUUGUUACUGAAACUAACAGGUAUGCUGGCCAACAGUUGAGGUCUAAAACAAUAUCUCCACACGCACGUAUAAAUAAAUGGUAUGAUACUAACGAAUUAGAAAUGAAACAGUUUUUUGGUAUUCUGAUUUGGACAGGAUUAGUAUCUUUACCAUCAUACCACCUAUAUUGGAGUACAUCUAAUAUUUUUCAAACCCAAUUUGGUAUCAUGAGCCGUAAUAGGUUUGAAUCUCUGAUGAAAAUGUUACAUUUUUCGGAUAAUACUUGCGCUGACACUUCAAAUAGAUUAUACAAGUUAGGAACACUUAUCGAUGAUAUAAUGAUGAAUUCCAAUUUAUGUAUGCAACCAAAACAAAAUUUAUGUAUCGACGAAUCCAUAGUAAAAUUUAUGAGUAGACUUGCCUUCAAGCAAUAUAUUCAAAAUAAAAGGGACAGAUUCGGAAUUAAGGAAUUCAAAUUAUGUAUAUCAUUUUGUUACACAAUAGCUAUGCGAGUAUACUGCGGUAAAGAAGUUGAUAAUAUGUUGAAUGUGGGAAAUGUUGGUAGUAGUGUUGUCAUGGAAUUAGCUGAACCCUACCUUGACAAUGGUAGGACAGUCUAUGUGGAUAAUUGGUAUUCCAGUGUGGAACUGGCCGAGUUACUUCAAGCGAGAAAUACAUAUUUAGUUGGGACGCUGUGACAAAAUAGAAAAUCUAACCCCAAAGAUGUUACCAAAAAAAAAUUAAAAAAGGGGGAAAUUGUAUCCCUAAGAAGUUCGACAAAUGUUUUAAUACUUAAGUGGCAUGACAAGCGUGAUUUACUCAUGAUUUCAACUAAGCAUGAUAGUACUACUACAGAUCUACAAAUAAGAGGAAAAACAGUUAAAAAACCUAAAGUAGUUGUAGAUUACAAUAUUGGUAAAAGUUCUAUUGUUCUUUCUGAUCAGAUGAGCUCUUAUUCUAACCCUCUUCGCCGUAGCCAGAAAUGGUAUAGAAAAGUUACAUUAGACGCACUGUUAAAUAUAAGUGUUGUAAAUGCUCUUGUCUUAUUCCAAGCAGUUACCUCAUCAAAAUUAUCUAUAACAGACUUUAGAGCCCAACUUGUUGAACAGUUAAUCAAAAAAGAGUCUAUUCCAGAAAAUAUACCAGAAACACAUAAAUUAGUAAAAUCAAAUAGAAGUAAAUGCAGCAAGUGUUAUGCAAAAAUGGUUAUAGCUAAAGGCAGAACAUUUGCACAAAAACAUGUAAAUAAAACAUUUA